This is a messenger RNA of Verruconis gallopava, 2365 nucleotides long. RefSeq lists its product as uncharacterized. Lineage: Eukaryota; Fungi; Ascomycota; Dothideomycetes; Venturiales; Sympoventuriaceae. The coding region runs from base 579 to 1943 and encodes 454 amino acids. Gene Ontology annotation, biological process: regulation of transcription by RNA polymerase II. Gene Ontology annotation, molecular function: RNA polymerase II cis-regulatory region sequence-specific DNA binding; DNA-binding transcription factor activity, RNA polymerase II-specific. The record is from RefSeq and is a predicted model, not a curated record. The transcript has 3 exons.
CUCGCAGGCUCGAGGGAUCUUGUUUUGCCCAUUCUGCUGACGGGUCAAGCAACAUUCCCAAAUUUUCUCACCCAUUCAGACCUGGUGUUGGUAUUCACCCACCGUCAGCUGGUAAGAGUGAGCAGUAGAUCGAUCAUAUGAUCACCAUAAGUCUCAGCUUUCAUUCGCUAUACAUGAUUUAACGGUCCUGGCGGCAAGAGCGCACUUUUGCAUGGACGUCGUCCACUCUUGACUGCCCACUUUCUGCGGGUCAUAGGAGCCUUCGAGCCGUUGGAAAAUUUAAAAGCCAAAAUUAAUGGGCUUGAUUGGAAGCGCACUCGCAACUGACGGUACGUAUUUCCAUUCAGAUUCACUGCUUUGGGACCUUGCAGCUGUCAUCUUUUUGGCUCUGAAGCACCAUCAGGUAGCUGUCUACCAAACUUUCCCCUCCUUCCGUAGCUUAAGCACGCAGAUAUGACAAGCGACAGUGCCAGAGAGAACAAAUUGUCUAACAUCAGCACUUGGCCAGUGUCAUCUUGAUUCCAAGGGCAACGUCGAGCAAAAACGCCGUCAAUUUUAAAUGAUCUUGACAAGCCCAGAUGGCAUCGCCCGUCACAAUUCACGCCACCCAUCCUUCUUCUCAUUUCUUCUCCGUGCACUCAACCUAUCCUGAGGAACAUCGAGCACGGCGCCUCAAGGAAAGUGUUAUGGGACAGCAUCGUGCUCAUCCCUACCAGAGAGAACGCAGCUAUUCCCCUCCAAAAAAGGGCAUCGAUUACAGGAGCACCCGGUUCCCAGGCUUAGCAGUUCCCUUUCAGCAAGCGCAACCACCUUCGCGAGCCCAUCACUCGACAAAUUCUUCUCGGUCAAUUGUAAACCAGCCGGAUUCUUCUUCAAGAUCAUCUCCCAUGACUCCGGAAUCCACACGAAUCGGCGUUGAACAGCUGGUCGAUGGCUAUGCCUCGACAAGAUCGGCUACAUCGCAUCGCGAAUCACAGCGCCAAGACCCCCUAGGGAGAUCUCCAAUGCGAGGACCUGGAGAUCCAGAAACUGCGCGGCUGCCUGGCAUAACGUCGCUUCUAGGCUUAACGCAGGACUGCCCAACGUUCGAGGCGGAGCAGCGAUACCAACAUUCAUCUUCAGGCCACGGGUACCAGCAGCGACCUUAUGGACACUCAGCAACAUCCAGUUUGUCAUCAGCUGCUUCGGAUCCGGUUUCACCCAACUCGUACGGAGGUCACAGCUCGCGCAGCCCGAUUCCGCACCCUUCUUAUCCAGACGACAGAGGCCGGACUCAAUCUCGUUACCCAUACCCUUCACGGGAAGAUCCAUUGCUGUAUUCACAUUGCGAGUACGGCCGCACUCAAAGCAAUCCAGGGAGCCACUUGCGCCAUCCAUCUUCUGCGUCGCAUCAAUACCCGCCGCCACCUCCGCCGUCAGGUCCCAACACGAUGCUUCCGCCCCCACCAGACCCAUUUUACAAUAGUGCAUACUCUUCCCAGCGACAGUCUUAUUCGUACAGUCAGUCACACGGGCCUCAGAUUGGCCAAUCCUGGGAUAGGCAAAGAAUCGAUAGUGCCGUGCCGUCAUAUGAUCACUCAAUGAGUGCUAGCUCGGGAUAUGGUUGGGGAUAUCCUCCUCACCACAACAGCUUAGCAAGAAAGCGACGAGGGAAUCUGCCAAAAGAGGCAACAAGGAUAUUGAAGGAAUGGUUCGGACGACAUCACGAUUCUCCUUAUCCCACCGAAGACGAGAAGCAGGAUCUAUGUCGCCAGACUGGUCUCCAAAUUAGCCAGGUGAACAACUGGUUUAUCAACGCGCGCCGCCGAUUGCCAAGAGAAGACGCAAAAAAACUUAUCGACGAAGGCAAGAAUCGAGCAGGAACAGAGGAUAGUGCAGACUCUGACGUGCCGAUGGAUGGAGCAAGAGAAGAUGUAGCGGAUGGCAACAUACGCUACUCAUAACAGCAGUCCUGGUUCAGCUGAAUGAAACGUCUGCUAAGACGAGGCUGAAGAAAAGGAAGAUAAGACUGUUCUAACAGUUCGUCCGUGGAGCUCGUGAAUGACUGUGAGCACGGGAAACCGCUUCAAUUCAAAAGGAUGAAUGACCUGUUCGCUCGAGCAAAAGUCCGCGGUUUCCUUGCUUUGUUACUGAUACCCACUCACUAUGGCUUGUGCCAAAGGAGCGUCGGUAUUCUUGUUCUAAUGUAACGAGAAGCGAAGUUCUUGUUGAGAGUCGCGCAUUACCGAUGCUUGAUCUUAUCGAAUGGCAUUGAUGAGACGUACAAUUAACGGGUCAUUGGGGAGGAAUUUACUAUAAUAGUGAGCAAAUAAUGUUAGAAGUGAAACCUCUUUUCGGUCGAAAAUUCGCUGUCGGCCUUGCAGAA